AUAAAUGUCUUCCCAGCACAUAGUGAGGUCUUUGGGCAGUGGUCUACUGCCUGCACUGGUGAAUGAAGUGCUGAGAAAGGACCGGAGUCCUGCCAACUGUCAGGCUAUCCUCAAUAAACUUGUACAGAUAUGCAGUGUGAAAGAACUCCUUGAUAUUUUACUUCAACAAGUGGAAGACACUGAUCCAAAUGCCAUUGCAGACACCAUCACUGUCCUUAUGCCUCUUAUUCAGUCAGUGCUGUUGAGAAUGAGUGAGUCGAAGGCCCAUGGACUGGCUUUGGCCCUUGAUUCUCUGCAGAAACAGAUUUCAAAGCUGCCUGUACCUUACUCACACAAACAGGAACAGGAAGAUGUGUAUGGGCUCUGCCGAUGCUGCACUGCAGUACUGACCUUUGUACAACCCUUUGUGCAGGAAGUCAAGAAUCAAGACACAAACUCAGUGGCCACCAAACUAAGAGCUGCUCUUCUAAAGUUGUAUGUUUUAAACCUGUUCUUACUAAUGCAGUCAAUGAGGCAUUGA
Molecule: messenger RNA, 520 nt
Organism: Sinocyclocheilus rhinocerous
Lineage: Eukaryota; Metazoa; Chordata; Actinopteri; Cypriniformes; Cyprinidae
Product: glomulin-like
Exons: 3
Coding region: 5-520 (171 amino acids)
Cellular component (GO): cytoplasm
Molecular function (GO): ubiquitin-protein transferase inhibitor activity
Source: RefSeq, a predicted model, not a curated record